AUGCUCCGGCUGGCUGCGGCUCUGUUUGUUUGCAUGUUUCAAUGCAUCAGGCCAACGCUCGGGUCGAGCAUCGAUGAACUUCGUGCUGCGUCGGAUCCCAAAUUUUCGCUUUCGCAAGACAUAGGGAAUGGCACGUGGCCGCUGGCUGCCUUCAGGGGUGUGUCCUCUGCUCCUUCAACACGAGGACAUUCUUCCUAUGAGAGAGGGACGCCGAGCGAGGACAAAUCUAACGGACCCUUCGUCGAAAUUGCGUCGGCUACGAACACUGAAAAGUCUCUCUCGACAGCCUGCGGUCUUGACUGCGCGACACGUGGUUGGGAUGAUCCAAGUCCCUGGACUCCCACAAGUCUGAAGGGAGAAACCCGCGUCAGCGUCGGCGGAGCUCUGAGGGAUGGAGACGCCCCUGACAGGAGGAGGCGGGAUCCCGAGCAAAUACCCAGAAAUCAGCCGCCAACCCGAGGCAUGUCUGGGCAAGGCAGACGUGAGGAAAAUCACGUUUCCGCACAUUCAGUGGAGAACCGCAAGGUCCAGGUCAACUCGCCGGCCGUUACGGACGAGUAUCGCACCGGUUUCUCAAGAUAUCCGGAGAAUCGAGACGGCGGGCAUCAUCGGCAACUCUUCAUCGAGAAGGCUCCAACGGUGUUUCUUCUGUCUAACAUAUGGAACGAAUACCUCAUGCGUCCCGUGGCGAUGGGCGGGUUAGGCUUCAGAGCUGCGGCAGAUCGAGAGGCUGCCGCUUAUAUUUCCGAACUUGUUUUGACCUUCUGGGAAGAUUUGUAUGGUCUUUCACCGAAGACACCAUUUGAAACCACGUGA
Messenger RNA from Neospora caninum, 816 nucleotides. RefSeq lists its product as hypothetical. NCBI's taxonomy places the organism in Eukaryota, Apicomplexa, Conoidasida, Eucoccidiorida, Sarcocystidae. The coding region runs from base 1 to 816 and encodes 271 amino acids. The record is from RefSeq and is a predicted model, not a curated record. The transcript has a single exon.